AUGAAGCUCGCUGCAGGCGCGCUGCCUGCCGCCCUUGUCAUCCUUGGGUGCGUGACGGACGCUUCGGCGCUGAGCUGGCGACUCUUUGUUGGCAGGGAUGACUGUGUGAGCGAGUGGCUUCCACAAUCGCAGUAUGACAAGUUGAAGGAAUCGCAUGAGAGCAGAAAGCAGCGCAUGCCUGAUGAGCUGAAUGUGGUGGUCGAUGCAGGCUUUCUGCUCAGGAACAGGUAUGGCGGCGAGACAUCGAAGGCUUCAGUAGACGUCUGGGUGAAGAACCCCGAAGACAGGGUCGUCUACAGAAAGGCCAACACCAAAGAGGACAACUUCUACAUCCAUGCGAAGGGCGGAAUUGGCCCGUGGCAGCUUUGCUUCAGGGUCAAUCAGCGGGACAGUGCCCAUCAACAUGCGCUGACGGUCGAGCUCACCUUCUUUACCAUUAACCUACGCGUUCUGGUGGGCACUGACCACGAAUGGGUGAAAGGAGCUCCUACAAUAGAUCCGAGCACUGUGGGCUUGGACAUCGACACUUUGGAUUUGCCUACAGACAGCGACAUAACGCACCUCAAGAAGGCGCUACAGCAACUGGAUACUCAUCUCGUUCAGAUUACACACGAACAGCGGUACCUGCAGCAAAGGGCGGACCGUCACAUGAAGACGGUCAAGAGCACCCACUUUCGCACCUUGGCAUGGUCCUUUGCCCAAGCGGUAGCUAUUGCUGGGGCUAGUUUAGCGCAGGUGUUGACUGUGCAGUACCUGUUCAAGAGCAGUCGCAAGACAUACUCAGUGUAG
Messenger RNA from Ostreobium quekettii, 789 nucleotides. Lineage: Eukaryota; Viridiplantae; Chlorophyta; Ulvophyceae; Bryopsidales; Ostreobiaceae. The record is from the annotation of a GenBank genome assembly.